GGGCCCGGCCCGCCUCCCCGCGCUCCUCCCCGCUGCUCGGUGGCCGGUGGUCGGUGGUCGGUGGGGCGGAGGGAUGGCCGCCGGCCAGGUGCGGGUCCGGGAGGCCGCCGACACGGACUGCGGGGACGUGAUGAGGAUGAUCCGGGAAUUAGCCGAGUUUGAGAAUCUCACCGACCAGGUGAAGAACACCGAAGAAGGCCUGAAGGCCGAUGGCUUUGGAGCGAACCCAUUUUUCCGAUGCUUGGUAGCCGAAGUUCCCCCGGAGCAGAGGAACCCAAACGGUCCCGGCGUGGUGGGCUUCGGCCUUUACUACUUCAUCUACAGCACGUGGAAGGGGCGAAGCGUUUACCUGGAGGAUUUAUACGUGAUGCCGGAAUAUCGGGGUCAAGGGAUUGGUUCCAAAAUACUGAGUAAAGUGGCAGAGGAGGCCUUGGCCAACGGCUGCUCACAGUGUCGCCUGGCGGUGCUGGACUGGAAUCAGCAGGCUGCCCAUUUCUACAAGGCUCGCAAGGCCGAGGACCUGUCUGCCGCCGAGGGCUGGCACACCUUCCUCUUCAACACGGCUGCCCUCAAGGAGCUGGCAGGAAAGUGACAGGCAUCAAAGGAUCCUCGCCCUCUUUCCAACGUCCCCCCCACCAACCUCCGGGAGGAAUCUCUGUUCUUUCCCCCCCAGCCUACUCUAUUCACUCCCUCUGUGGUCUCGGGUACCCAGUCUCCCAAAAUCCAGUCGACCUACUUUCCCUCGCCCCUUCCCCCCACCAGCCUCUCGGCAUUCCCUGGCUCCUCCAAAUGGAUUUCUCCUAGUGGAAAAAUAAAGGACAGUUAGUAAGUUUG
Molecule: messenger RNA, 834 nt
Organism: Ornithorhynchus anatinus (platypus)
Lineage: Eukaryota; Metazoa; Chordata; Mammalia; Monotremata; Ornithorhynchidae
Gene: SAT2
Product: spermidine/spermine N1-acetyltransferase family member 2
Exons: 6
Coding region: 74-592 (172 amino acids)
Molecular function (GO): N-acetyltransferase activity
Source: RefSeq, a predicted model, not a curated record